CACGGCCCUGCCGCGGGGCGGGAGGCGGCUGCCCACGGUCCCGGUCCCCGAGGCAGCCGGCUGUGCCCCCCAGCCCCACUGGGAGCCGGUUGGGCUCCCGCCCCCGAGGAAGCAGGCUGUGUCCCCGGCCGCGCCGGGAGCCAUGAGGUGAGGCGCCGGUGUGCGCGCGCUCGCCUCAGAGCAGCCCCGGGCCCGCUCUCGCCCCUCAGGUGAAGGGAGGCCCCGGCCGUGCUCACGGUGUUGCAUGUGCAGCGAGAGCGGAGAGGCUGGAAGAGGAGCCGCCUCCGGUCCCGGCGCUGCUCACACGGCUCGUUCACCGCCGCGGGUCGGCAGCUCCUGGCUGCCGUCCGCGAUGUGGCCGCGGGGCUGUGCGGCGCUGGCUCAGCCGGACACUGACAGCAGCUGGGACGGGACCUGGACAGUGCGAGCUCCAGCCCUUGCUCAAGCCUCCUAGAAGAGCUGCAAAUGCUGUCCUGUGGAGAACCCACUGACUGUGGUCAGUUGGUGCUUAGCCAGUGACCUGUGGUAGCACCAGGUGAAUCUCAGCACUGACAGAUCAGUAGGUGGCAACGAGGAACGGGUGUGGAAGCCAGAAACUUCACCACAAUGAGAUGCCUCACCCAUCCGCUGCUCAGGAAGUUGUUGAGCCUCCCACCUCAGUGUGUGCCAGGGCGAGGGACUCCAAGUAAAGGUGCUGUCCUCAGUCCAAAGCAGCUGUUUCUGAGGCAGAGCUGCAGAGCAGGGCCUGGGCUCAUGACUGCCACUGAUAUGGUCAACUAUUGGCAGAAGGUGUUCGAGACAAAUGGCAUCCCCGAAGCACAAGAAUCCAGUCAAUAUAUUGUGUCAUUUGUCCUGGGAGCAAAAACAUUUCAGAGUCUGGAUUCUAAAAGCCUCCACACUCCACUUACAGCACUGCAGCAGGAGCAAAUCCAGCAGCUGAGCUACAAGCGGCUACAAAGGAUGCCAGUGCAGUACGUGCUUGGAGAGUGGGACUUCCAGGACCUGACCCUGAAGAUGAGGCCCCCAGUAUUUAUUCCACGGCCUGAAACAGAGGACCUUGUCUCUUUAGUUGUGGAAGAAGAAUUUCAGAAAUGUGAGAAUUCAGCCCUCUGUUUCCCAGUUCCUGUUCCUCAUCCGGUGAUCCUGGAAAUUGGCUGUGGCUCUGGAGCAAUUGCUCUGAGUCUGCUCUGUAAACUGCCACAGAGCAGAGUCAUAGCCAUGGAUAAAGAGGAGGCUGCCGUGGAUCUCACUAGGGAGAAUGCACAUAGGCUGCAACUCCAAGAAAGGAUUCAUAUCAUCCACCAAGAUGUUUCACACAGUUCUGCCAAACAGCUGCUGCUCUGGGGCCCCAUAGAUGUCAUAGUCAGUAACCCCCCAUAUGUUUUCCAUGAAGACAUGGCUUCCUUGGAUGCAGAAAUCCUCUGCUAUGAGGAUCUUGAUGCCCUGGAUGGGGGAGAUGAUGGCAUGAGAGUCAUCAAAACAAUUCUGGCUUUGGCUCCUUCUCUUCUGAAGGUUUCUGGAAGUGUGUUUCUGGAAGUUGAUCCCAGGCAUCCAAAUAUGGUAGAGCACUGGCUACAGUCACACCCAGAAUUACUGCUCACCCUCUGUGCCAUUCACAAGGACUUCUGUGGCAAGCCUAGGUUUCUGCACAUCCAGAAACAAAGCAGCUGACAGCUGUGUCAGACAUAACUCUCCUUGCAGGAUGCUUUUUGCUCUGGAGCCCAGCUGAACAGCUGGUUGAAAACUCCUUCUGCCUUGUGAAAGGAAUCUCCAUUCCCCAGAGUGCUGGACUUUUCAUGCAGUGACAGACCCCUCAUAUCCUGACACAGACCUCAUCCAGAGAUGCAGAAGUUCAGCUGAGCAUGUGGAAGUGUUUCACCUUCCUCAGGGAACUGCAUGAAACAUUUUAGUCUGCUCUGCUAAAGUGACUCAAUCAUCUCAGGACCUAAGAUAGAAGAGUUCACAGCUCCAGAUUAAAAAUACAACUUCUCAACGUGCCAAAUCACCCAUUUGGCCUAGAAAGAAAUUAAUUAUAUUUUUUUAAAUUGGCCUUGAGAUACAUUUAUAUAAAAUGUGACCAGAUGGGGUGAUAAGCUCAAAUCCUGAUUUAUACUGGCACAUGGAUUUGCAGGUAUAACAGGACAUAACUGUUGUGCACAUUUCAAAUGCAGUUCUGUUCCAGGGUCCUGAUGCUCCAAUAGCAAAGCAGCCUUUGCUUCCCACUGCUGCUGAGUGAUUGUCCCUGAAGGAUCAGUGCACAUGUUACAGCACCUGAAUUUACAGCCCUUGACAUUUGGUGGAUGUUGCCAGAAAUGGUCAAUACAUUGUAAUAAAGACAGUGCUUCAGA
Messenger RNA from Vidua macroura (Pin-tailed whydah), 2348 nucleotides. RefSeq names its product HemK methyltransferase family member 1 (gene HEMK1). Gene Ontology annotation, biological process: protein methylation. The record is from RefSeq and is a predicted model, not a curated record. Bases 607 to 1671 code for a protein of 354 amino acids. Gene Ontology annotation, cellular component: mitochondrion. NCBI's taxonomy places the organism in Eukaryota, Metazoa, Chordata, Aves, Passeriformes, Viduidae. The transcript is spliced from 11 exons. Gene Ontology annotation, molecular function: protein methyltransferase activity; nucleic acid binding.